Messenger RNA from Mercenaria mercenaria, 855 nucleotides. RefSeq names its product zinc finger protein 808-like. The coding region runs from base 1 to 855 and encodes 284 amino acids. Gene Ontology annotation, molecular function: DNA-binding transcription factor activity, RNA polymerase II-specific; RNA polymerase II cis-regulatory region sequence-specific DNA binding. The record is from RefSeq and is a predicted model, not a curated record. Gene Ontology annotation, biological process: regulation of transcription by RNA polymerase II. NCBI's taxonomy places the organism in Eukaryota, Metazoa, Mollusca, Bivalvia, Venerida, Veneridae. Gene Ontology annotation, cellular component: nucleus. The transcript has a single exon.
AUGCUGCAGACGACAGAAGAGAUUUCGUCCACUAGUGACACUCCUGAUAAAACUGUGAACAGCAUUAAUGUUAUGAAACGUGGUAUAAAUCAUACUGGAGAGAAGCAAUUCAAAUGUGUUGUUUGUGCAUAUGCAUGCAGCCAGAGCAGUAGUCUGAAGAGGCAUAUGAGAAUACAUACCGGAGAGAAACCAUUUAAAUGUGAAAUUUGUGAUUAUGCAGGAAAUGACAGUGGUAAGCUGAAGACACACAUGAGAAGACAUACAGGAGAGAAACCCUUUAAAUGUGAUAUUUGUGAUUAUGAAUGUCAUAAAAAUGAUUACCUUAAGAUACAUAUGAGAAGACAUACAACAGAGAAAUGCUUUAAAUGUGACAUUUGUAACUAUGCAUGUAAUACAAGCAGUUAUCUGAAGAUACAUAUGAGAAUGCAUACAGGCGAAAAUUACAUCCAAUGUGAGGUUUGUGAUUAUACAUGUAAUCAAAGAGUUCUUUUGAAGAGACAUUUGAGAAUACACGAAGAGCAGAAACGCUUUAAAUGUGAUGUUUGUGAUUAUACAUGUAAUUACCAGUGGUAUCUUAAGACACAUAUGAGAAAACAUACAGGAGAGAAACAGUUUACAUGUGAUUUUUGUGAGUAUGCUUGUACAUCAGGCAGUAAUCUGAAGAGACACAUGAGUAAACAUACAGGACAGAAAAACUUUAAAUGUGGCCUUUGUGAUUAUGCAUGUAGUCUCAAAUGGUAUUUGAAGAGGCAUAUGUCUAAACAUACAGGAGAGAAACGCUUUAAAUGUGAUAUUUGUGACUAUGCAUGUAACAAGAGCUUGUACCUGAAGAGGCACAUGGUAAAACAUACAUGA